Molecule: messenger RNA, 5122 nt
Organism: Vanrija pseudolonga
Lineage: Eukaryota; Fungi; Basidiomycota; Tremellomycetes; Trichosporonales; Trichosporonaceae
Product: DNA mismatch repair protein MLH3
Exons: 9
Coding region: 61-2274 (737 amino acids)
Biological process (GO): mismatch repair
Cellular component (GO): mismatch repair complex
Molecular function (GO): mismatched DNA binding; ATP binding; ATP-dependent DNA damage sensor activity
Source: RefSeq, a predicted model, not a curated record
CUGACCACCACAAACAACAACAUGGCCGCCACGGUAUCACAAGCAUAGACUUUCGACAGUAUGAGUCGGCGCAGUACACGGCGAAGCGAUGCUGCCGCAGCCACUACCGCCGCCGCGAUCAACCACCUCUCGGCGCAGACCUCAGCCACCCUCCGCUCUUCCCUCGUGAUCCCCACCCUCGCCCAGAUCCUCUCCGAGCUGGCGCAGAACUCGCUCGAUGCGGGUGCGAAACGCAUCGACGUUUGGAUAAACGUUGCUCCUGGGGAUGAGAGUCUGCGCGUCCAGGACGACGGGGUGGGGAUGAGCCGCGAGCAGCUCGGCCGCAUCGGCGAGCGAUAUGUGACGAGCAAGGGUAGCGCUACCUCCGUCCUUGGCGACACUUAUGGCUUUCGAGGCGAGGCCCUCGCUUCCAUCGGCGCGCUGUGCUUGCUCGAGGUUACGAGCCGCGCCGCCAAGGCGGACACAUUUGCGCGGGUCAUCAAGAAUGGCAAUAUCAUCUACACUGGCAAGGCUCGGGACACGGUUACCUCGCAGCACGGCACGACCGUGAGCGUGCGCGACGUGUUCGCCGCCGUGCCUGUUCGCCAAGCGGCGCUAGGCAGCGGAGCGUUGACGGCGUGCCGCAAGGUGCUGGAAACACUCGCGCUCGCGUGGCCGGCCGUGGCAUGGAGCCUGUGGGAGGAGCGUCCAUCCGGGGCUCGCAAGGUCCUCGGUCUUCGGCCAGCGAAGAACAGCCUCGGCAUGUUCAAGGCAGUGUACGGCUCCGCCGGUGUGGAGAAGGUGCAGAGCGUGAGGGUCAGUUCUGGGCAGUGGCGCGUGGACGGGUUCAUCAGCCUCGAGGGGGCAGUCACAAAGGCACACCAGCACCUCUACGUGAACGGGUUUCCGCUCGACACGGCGUCAGAGCUGCACCUCGCCAUCGCACGCCGCUUCGCGUCCUCGGCGUUCGCGACCACCGCAGGCGACUGGGACGAACGACCGCAGACGAACCGCGCGUCCCCACGCCGGCCGGAACGGUACCCCAUCUACGUGCUGAAUGUGACCGUCCCGCCUGAGGGUGUGGACGCGACGUACGACCCGAAGAAGCGGCAGCACGGCUACAGGGACGCGGGCCGGCUCACUGCAUUUGUGGUCACUGUCGCCGACGAGUUCUUGCAGCGCGCGGGCUUUGGGCGGCGCGAGGCACCGUCAGAGCGCACGCCGACCAAGGGCUCGCCGCUGGUGCCGGCUAAGCGCCGCGCGGAGGAGGGAUCGGAGCGGAUAGCGACGCGGUUGUUUUCUUCACGAGCUGCUCCCGACACCGCGUCCCCAGAACCUGUCGACGACACGAACGACCCCUUCGGCCGCCGCUGGAUUCGCGAUAUUGUGACGCAACCUGCUCCGAAUGUCUUUCCUGUAGGCCGCGGGCAGCGGGGCAUCCCACCAGCAGACGAUGGCGACGCGGGCCCCGACGAUAACCCACUCGAGGACGACGACAACCCCACCCUUCUGACCACGGCUCUCCGCGGCCCGCUAUCGGACGUAACGUUCUCACAUGACAGUCUCGCCGACGCAGUGGUUCUGGGGCAAGUUGACCGCAAGUUCAUUUGCUGCGUCCUGCGAGCCGAAACGCCCACGCACGAGCCGACCGCAGCGCUUGUCAUUCUCGACCAGCACGCGGCAGACGAGCGCGCGGCCGUCGAGGGGAUAAUGGACGAGCUAUGCGCGGGGUUCGCGGGCGACACGAUGGCCGUGACCGACGUCGAGCUGCGCGUUGUCCUGACGCGCGAGGAGGCGGCCGUGCUCGAGUCCACCGCCGCGCGGCGCAUCCUCCGCAGGUGGGGUAUCGGCCUCGGGGAGGUCAUGUCGGGCGAGUACGUCCAGGUGGACGUGACGUGCGUGCCAGCGCUGCUCGAGCGCCUAGCGAGGAAGGACACGGCCGAGCUCACGCGCCUCCUCAAGCUCUACCUCCCGGAACUGGGCGAGCGGGGAGCCGAGAUCGACGCCGUCGUGGCGGGGCUGGAUGGCGACGCACGCGCGCGCGUCCAAGCGCUCAUGCCGCGCGAGAUGGUCGAGCUCGCCAACUCAAAGGCCUGCCGAGGCGCCAUCAUGUUCGAGGACAAGCUCGACGCCGAGCAGAGCGCACGCCUGGUCGCGCGGCUCGCAGACACCCGCACGCCGUGGGUGUGCGCUCACGGCCGGCCGACGUUUGUGCCAGCGUGCGCGUGGCCCUCCGACAAGAAGAACUACAAACGGCCGAUUGACUGGGCCAAGUGGAAGCACAACGUGUUGUAAGCAUGUACAGAUUCAUGGUAAGCUAUGACAACAGGGUGUACAACUACUUCUUCUUGCGCUUCGGUGCCGACUUGCGCUUCGGCGCCGCCGCCUCGGCCACAGCCUUGGUGCGUGAGCUCGCCUUUGCCGCCGCUUUCUUCGUUGUGGCCUUCUUCGCCGCGGGCGCGGCGGCCUUCUUUGUCGCCGGCGUGGCCUUCUUCGUCGCUGGCUUCUUGGCAGCCUUUGACCCCUUCUUCGGCGCGGCCUUGGCCUUGGCCUUGCCCUUCCCCUUGGCCGUCUUCUGCCGCUUCGCCGGCGGUGCGUCCUCCUCCUCCUCCUCUUCCUCUUCCUCCUCCUCUUCUGCCUUCUCCUCCUCCUCGACAGCUUCUUCAGCCUCCUCCUCAACCUCCUCCUCCGCUUCCUCUACCACCACCUCCUCUGGCACGUCGACCUCCUCAACCAACUCCUGUCCGUUCAGCCAACCGCCCGCCACGGCCUCGCGCCAGCCUGGGACGUCGUCGACACCCUCAGCGCCCAUAUCCGCCUCACCGCCCGCCCACCAGCCGGCAGGGCUCCAGACAUAACGCUGCGCGAGGAGUGCCUCGAGUGUCUUGAAGCUUUCCGUGCUGGUAUAAGGCAUCGCCGUGGACGGGUGCCGGUAUCGCGCCGGCUGGCCCGUCAUCAGGUCGAGUGGCGGUCGCCUGUUGAUGGGGCGGUUGCGCGGAGGAAUCACCUUGACUGACGACCAGUCGACGUGGUCGCCGAGGAUCAGAUUGAGCUCCGUCGGCAACCCGCCUGGGAUCUCGCUGAGGAUCAGAUAGUUGCGGGUGUACUGCGCGCUGGUCGCGUCUGGGGCGGGUGCUGGUUCGGGAGCUGCGCUGUCUGGCUUUGAUGCGUCGGCGGUCGCAGGCUCAGGCUCCUUGGGUUUCGGGGCCGCCUCACUGUCGCCGUCGCCCGGUGCCUUGCUCUCAGCAGGAGGUCCGUUGGCAUCCUUGACAGGCUCAGGGGAAGCUUUUGAUGCCUCGUCCUUGACCUCGGCGCUGGUGUUCUGGGUCGGCGCGCCGCCCUCCGCAGCUGGCUCCGUCGGCUUGUCUGCAGUCGGCUCAGUUGGCUUGUCGGCAGUUGGCUCAUUCGGCUUGUCGGCAGUUGACUCAGUUGGCUUGUCGGCAUCCGGCUUCGAGCUCGUGGUAGCAGCAGGAGUGGCAUCCGUCGACGUAGAAGCCGGUGCUGCCGGUGCUGGGACAGGAGGCUGGUCGGCAGGUGGGGUGUUGACCUUAUCGACGUCCAUCGCAGCGUCCGGCUUCGGAGAGGCCCCCACGUCGGUGGGCGCGGUGGCAGCUUUGCCGUCUGGAGCCGGGGAUGGUGCUUUGGUCGCAGCAGUCUGGGUCUCUGCUGGCGGAGCAUCGGGUUUCGACUCGGUAUCCUUCGGUGCGUCCCCCUUCUCACUAGGAGCGUCGGGCUGCAGCUCGUCGCCCUUGGGCUGAGACUUUGGCGGUGAGGCCACCUUGUCGAUCGGCUCGUCACUGGUCUUUUCAACAACAGUGGCUGCUGCGGGUUCGCCCUCGGCACCCUUGUCGUCGUCGCCUCGCUUAUCAACGAUGGCCUUCUCGCUGCCGGCCGGCUCCGCAGUGCUGUCGGUUGCCUUGUCGCCUGUCUUCUCGCCGCCGGGCUCCUCGGUGCCGCCAUCUGCCUUGUGACUUGGGCCAGCCUCGUCUCCCUUCUCACCCCCCUCCGCACUCUCCUCUCCCACCACCUCGACGAGCUUGCCGACCGUACGACUGAUCCAAGUCACACGCGGUCCAACGACGCGUUUCCGUCCAACGCGCCGCAGCUCGCGCCGCUCUUCCUCGCGCUGCAGCCAGUUGGUGAGGGCUUCCUUGUUGCGCUCCUCCUCCUCUAGCGCGGCCGCGAUGAGCUCGUCCUGAGUCAUUGGCCGUGCGCCACGAAUCUCGCCCGUCACAUGCUGGGCUCGUCUUCCCUUCUUGCUUGUCGCGAGGGCGGCCUUCUCAGCUGCCAGCCUUUCUUUUACUUCGUCUUCCAUUCGCAGCGUCGACGUGCGAAGGUUUGAGCGGCGCGCCUCUGACCUGUUCAAGCGCUUCUGCUCGCGCUUCUGUCGCCUGAUCUCCAGCACCAGCGUCGACUUGGCCAUUUUCGUCGGGUCGAUCGUUGGAUCCAGUAAUGACAGCGCCUCUGUGGAGAUUUUGGGACCGGAGGACUCGCCGGCUCGGUGAAUCUUGACGAGGGGGUUGAAGCCUGCCUUUUGCUUUGCCUGGGCGGGUUAGAGGAGUGGAGAUGCGGCGCCGACGCACCUUGCGCCGUUCUUCGCGCCGGACCUCGCGCUCCUCGGCGUCUUCGUCGUCGUCGUCGACCUCGUCGUCCGUGUCUGCAAACUCGUCCAUGAAGACAUCACGCUGCUCGGCUGGGCGGGGGGUUAGGAUGGGUGGAGGAGGUGGUGGCGCAGAGAGACCCACCUGGGGCCUCAAAGUCGGCAUCAUCUUCUUCCUCGGCGAACAAGCCGUCCUUGUCCUUUUCAUCUUCCUCGUGAGCCUUCUCCAGCAGCUCGCGCAUGCGGUUGCCCGCCGUGCUACGCUUGGAGCGCCCUUGAGUCACUGUUGUGUACUCUGCCAUGGUGGGAGAGACCGGUGCCGGUGGGUGGCGAGAGAAGGGGGAGGGGGAGUUGGGGUUGCGGUUGCUUGAAUCAAGUUUGGGUGGUGCAGGAUCCGACUCUUGUCGGCGUGAAUGACCGCAUCGACAAGUCCCUCGCACUACGGAGGCAACUGGGUCGCGGAAGUGGAGGUCAGGCGGCAACACAGCCAGGGUCACCCCCCCGGCCCUCCUGCCAAUCGCGGCCAAGUCCGUCCAUUGCCAC